AUGUCACAGGUGGGGGGUCUUUUUUCUUUUUCUUUUGUUCUUGAGUUGGUCGUACGGUUCGGGGGUGCAUAUCGCUUUUGUAAAAGAGAUUUUCUUUUAAUCUAUCUAUCUAUCUAUCUAUCUAUCUAUCUAUCUAUCUAUCUAUCUAUCUAUCUAUUUUCAGCCUACGCCAGCUCACUCCUGCAGCCUCCAGCACACCUGCAGCUUCCAGCACUCCUGCAGCCUCCAGCUCACUCCUGCACCUUCCAGCUCCCUCCUACAGCUUUCAGCUCACUCCUGCACCUUCCAGCUCUCUCCUGCACCAUCCAGCUCUCUCCUGCAGCUUCCAGCACUCCUGCAGCCUUCAGCUCACUCCUGCAGCUUCCAGCAGUCUCCAGCUCACCCCUGCGGCGCUCUACUGACGUCCCGCUACCUAUUCCAGCACCCGCUGACGAUCUAAUCCAGCGCCCGUUAUCGUCCGGACACUGUUCCCGAACAAACGACCUCUGUCGUCUUACCAUCCACCGUUCGCUAAUAAAGACACGAUUUCCAUCGUCUACAACAGACCAUCUGCGUUUGUCAUCCUUCUUUGCUAUUGCCAUCUCCUUGCCUUUGUGUCCCCUUUUUAGUUUCUGUUCCUAUCUAUCUAUCUUUCUAUCUAUGUGUGUUCCUAUCUAUAUAUUUAUAUAUCUAUCUUUGUUCACAUCUAUCUCAGUCUGUUCCUAUCUAUCUAUCUAUCUAUCUAUCUAUCUAUCUAUCUAUCUAUCUAUCUCUUCAUAG
Acanthosepion pharaonis is the source of this 759-nucleotide messenger RNA. Lineage: Eukaryota; Metazoa; Mollusca; Cephalopoda; Sepiida; Sepiidae. The record is from the annotation of a GenBank genome assembly.